This is a messenger RNA of Neolamprologus brichardi, 5626 nucleotides long. The record is from RefSeq and is a predicted model, not a curated record. Lineage: Eukaryota; Metazoa; Chordata; Actinopteri; Cichliformes; Cichlidae.
CAGCUGAGUGUGUGUAUGAGUAAGCCUGGAGGUCUUAAUGAUGUCAGUGCAGUUGUGUGUCCGUGCUCGGCCUGUGUGUGUUUAACGUCCGUGUAUACCCUUAACAACUCCUCAAACUAACGAAAAAGCUCAAGUAUGUCUCCCUAAGUGAUGUCAGCACUCUCCCCACCUAGAAACAUAUUUGUUUAAAGAACCAGAAGAUCCUUCUCUCCCAUCUGUAAGGUAAAGCUACACCCAGGAGGAUCUUGACUUAAAGACUAAAAAUAUAUUAAAGGACUAAAAGCAAAUAUUAAACUCAACUCAUAUCAUUUUGUUUUGUUGAGUUUGCAAACCCUCCUUAAUGAACCUUGAUAUGAAUGAAAUAACUUCCUGGAUUCUUUGCUGGUUACUUUUUAACACUUCCUGCCAGGAAAUGGUCUACCUUAUAAGUAUUCAAAAAGGUGAUUAAUGAGGACAGUAAUGAGAUUUGGGGUACUGAUAAGCAACAUUUGUUUGAUUUAUUUAUUUAUUUUAAAGAUAGGUUAGCUAAUUGCUAAGUGACUGCUGGCUGUAGCUUUGUAUUAACCAGUAGAUGCAGGAGUGCUGGAUCAAAGAAAGUACAUUACACAUGUAUCCCCAAAUUUUUAGACUAUUACUGGUGUGAUAUUUAACACUCUAUUGCUUAGGAUCAUAGACACAAUUCAAUUUUUUCAGUAUUGUCAUUGCUUUUCUUUUUCCAGACAUCUCUCCUGCCGAACUGGAUGCUCUGUGGAGGGAACCGCCAUAUACUCUCGGUGGAGCUAAUGAACACUUCCCAGGAAAUGACAUCAUGACUCAAGGUGCGGGUGAAGAGGAGGAUGUUGCUAUAGUAAUAUCAGGUGAAGGUACGGUGGAGCCUGACAGUUACUGGAAGAAGAGGAAGGAGGCCUUCCUUAGAGGGAGUACCGUGUCACUGGGAGACAAAUUCUCUUCAGAAAUCGUGCUGCUGUUCACCGGACGACGGCGUUCCAGUGCAGAUUCUGACCGGACCCUCCAGGAGGCGCUACGCACACGACUCCGAGUGGUGGAGAGCAACAGCCAGGACGUCAUACAGCUCUUCAAAGACUUGUCUGCACGUCUGGUCUCUGUCCAUGCUGAGAAGGAUAGCUUUGUACUCACAUUCAAAACUGUAGAGGAAAUCUGGAAGUUUUCAACAUACCUUGCACUAGGCUAUGUGGCUCGUUGCUUGGAAAACUUCCUCUGCGAUCCGUCAUUCUGGCUGGACCCAGAGCUGCUCAGUGACUUGCAGAUCAGUGUGACGGUGGAUGAGGAACAUCUGGCCACACUGUACCUUGGACUUUUACUCCAGGAAGGAUCCUGCUUUGCUAAGGCGCUGUUCACCAGAGCCGACAAUGACGAGGAUGAGGAGCAGCUGUCGUUCCAAAAGAAUGACCUCUUGGUGGUGAGGGACACGGGGCAGGACGACAUGUGGGAGGGCACCUUGCUCACCACAGGAAACCACGGCAUGGUGCCAGUCACCGCCAUGCAGCCCCUGCCCUACCCGUUCUAUCAGUGGUUCCUGAAGAAGUACCCAGUCUAUGCUGGAUGCUCACAAACAGAAAGGGAACCAUUUGAGCAUCCUAUCGUGACUGGCUCCUGUGUGGCAGUAGCUGACUACAGCCCAGUGGGACCAGAUGAGCUCCCGCUCAGCCAAGGUGACGUUGUGGAGAUCCAGGGUCUGCUGCUCCGAAGCCUGGGUGUUUUCAUAGGACGACACACUUCAACUGGAUGCUGCGGCUUUGUUCAAAUAGCUCACGUCAAGCCUCUCAAUACUGCACCCUUAAAUGGACAAUUGGUCUUUCUAACCGAGGAGGAGAAAGCCAGCCUGGCUCAGGUUAACCCUUGCAGUUCUGAGCUGAGCGACAGCGGCCUGCUGGAAAGGCUUUUCUCGACUGACAUCAGCUCCGUUUACAGGCUAGAUAGGCUGGAUGAAACCGACUUCAUGUACAUUAGGAGUCGGCCAAAACAUGAUCUUAAAGGCCUUACGAGCGCUCGUCAAAGCGUCAUGUCAGAGAGAAGUGGAGUCACACCCACCCACCAGUCGUCCCCUCGCCAAUCGCUCUCUCGCUCCUCUCCUCAUCUGUCCCUCUGUCACUCUCUCAACCCUCUGCCACGAGAGGGAGAGCGCCUAUCCUUCACCCUGGAUGACACAUUCAGAGAACUGGAUGAGUUCCAGGAAGAUCCUCCUCUCUUCUUGGAAGAGAACAGCUGGGAUGGGGAGGAGUCAGAGAGCAGUGACCCUACACUGACUCUACUCAACCAGGAACACUUCCAGGAUGCUUUCUUGCCCCUGUAUGACCUGCAGUACUCCUUCCUGUGGGUGACCUUCAGCGGCAAGACUGAGGACGAGCUGUCAGGUCACCUUGAGAGUGUCAGAGAGUGUGCCAAGAGAAUGGGAAUGCACUGGGCGCAUCGGCGAGCAUGCUUUCUCCUGGGGAGACUAUGUGCCAGGAAGCUAAAGUUCUCACAGGCACGUGUAUACUACGAGGAAGCUCUGAGCGUCAGUGUCGACAGCUUCUCUGAUGUUCAGCUCCUCGUUGCCCUCUUCACAAACCUCACUGCUAUUUACCUGAAGCAACGCAUGACUGACAAGCUGCCCCAGACUCUGGAGAAGGCCAGCGCCCUGCUCCUAUGCCUCCCCUGUCGUUCCUUCACAUCGACCGAUGAAGUCGAACUGCUCAAGGUGCUCCUGAGGAGAUCGGUGGUGAUGGUGGACAAGCACCUGGAGGCUCGUAUCUGCUACCUCAUGUCCACCCUCUUCCUGCUACUCAAGAAGAGCGAUGACGCUCUUCCUUUUGUCGAGCGGCUCCAGUUUCUUUCGCUGACUCUGUCUGCCGCCGACGGGCAACCGAUAGCUCCUUUGGAUCUCAACUGGCUCCUCAGCUGGCUCUAUCACUGCAAAUACAUGCCUUACUUAGCGCUUGCCUCGCUGAGCCUGGAUUCAAGACAGGACCACUCUCUCCACAAUGUCUUUCAGAGGAUUGAGUUAUUUAUCAGGAACUCUGUUCGUUUGAACCCCUGCUGGAAGGAAGGAACCUCACUGCUCCCUGCUCAGAUCGUAGUUUACCUGCAGCAGACUCUGGCAAUAGCCGAGCGCGGGGAUGACAUGAAGAUCCAAAGGGACCUGUGUUUGGGCUUGGCCUCAGUUUACCAGCAGUACGGCGCUCUUGAUAAAGCGCUGCACUGUGCUCAACGAGCCGUGGAGAAAGGAGGCCACAUCAAUGAGGAGGAGGGAUUUGAGGCAUCUGUGUUGCUUGGGUGGUUGCUGGUGUUGACAGGCCAGGCUGAGAAGGCCCAGAGUGUUCUACAACCACUGCUCACAUCACUACAGGGAACAGACAGUCCCACUCAGCGAGGUGUGAUCCAUAACCUGCUGGCUUUGUGUCUGCGGCGUCAGGGUCGCAUCCCAGAGGCAGGAUGGCACCUCCACUCUGCCUUGGUAAUCUCCAGAGAAAAUGGAAACCAAAGGAAUCAGGCCCUGGCACUGGCCAACCUGGGGUGUCUGGCGCUGGACGCGGGGGCGUCUUUGAUUGCAGAACGCUUCCUGGUCAGAUCCCUGUGCCUUUUUUGGGAUCUCUGGGAAAGCCCGACAGAUGAGGAGCACGUUCAAACCUACCUGUGGCUGGGGCGUAGCUACAAAGACAGGGGGCGGAGUCAGGACAUCAGGGCAUGCUAUGAAAUUGGGUUACUAAUUGCACUACAUGCCAAAAACUUGCACAGUCAGAUGGUGGUGGCCAAGGUGCUGAGCCGACUGUAUGCUGACAUGCUGCUUUAUGGUCAGAGCAUUGUCUACUAUGAGCACUGUGUGUCAGUGUCCAGAGAACUGAAGGAUAAGAGACUGGAGGGGGAGUAUCUGGAAAAGCUCAGUAGCCUCUACCUCACACUCAACGAUGAGAGGUCAUCUCGUAAAUCUCUCGACUACACCAAGCAAAGCUUGAGAAUUUCUAUCGAUCUUGGAAAGAAAGAGGAGGAGUCUGAGACCUGGCUACAGGUCGGACGCAUUUAUUAUCUCGUUUAUGAGGAUGAGUUGGCUGACAUGUAUUUACAGGCAGCAGUAAAGACAGCCUUAAGGAUGAAUGACCCUCACUUUGCCAUGAGCAUCUAUGAGGAGGCAGGAGAUGUUUACUUUAAAGGUCACAGGAACCGGAUGGCUUCACUGCCAUUCUACAGGGAUGGGAGUCUGCCGUUUGCGAGGAGCAUCGAUGACAUCCACUCAGAGUUUCGAUUGUUAAGUAAACUCACAGACCUGCUGAUGAAUGAAAAGGAGCACGAGGAGGCUCUGCAGUACGCAACACUGGCUGUCCAGGUCGCCAGCAAAACAGGAGUGAGUGUGAAUGAGAGGAGUGCUUACCAUCGAUUAGCUACAAUUUACUACAGUCUGGAGCAGUAUGAGAUGGCAGAAAACUACUACCUGAAGUCGCUGUCACUGAGUCCGUCUGUCCUACAGCACCCCAUGGAGGCUCGCUACUACACCAAGGUCUACUGCAGGCUGGGAAACUUCACUCUACACAAACUCAAGGAUGCUUUUGAUGCAGUGGGCUACUUCCAGCUGGCUCUGGCAGCAGCACUUGAGGACCAAGCUAACCCUGAGGCUCUGUAUGUGGUGUACAUGAAGCUGGCCGAGAUCCAUGGCAACCACAUGCCCGAUGCUCAGCUGUGCCAAGUUUACAGAGACAGAGCGCAGAGUCUGAAGAGAGUUUUGGCUGGAUUGGAAGGCGCUGCUGUUGGACAGGAAAACAAAGACGAUGCAGAUAGAGAGGCUGUCCAAAAUAUGGAAAGGAACUUGGAUGCUGACGUGGGAUAUACAGAAAAUUUGGUUAAGUCGAGCUCCUCUUUUUAUUCUAUACCUGAAAGUGUGACGAAUGAAGAUGACUUGGCUCCAAGAACUCGUAGGAUGCACGUGAAAUCAGACAACAGAUGCACAGACGCUAAUCUUAGUUUAGGUGCUAAUGGGAAAACCCACCAUAACUAUCUUCCUGACUCAGUGGAUGUGUCUGGCUCUGAGACAGAUACCAUCGCCAGUCAGUCGUACAGUGAGAGCAUUUUCACGGAGUCCUUCGAUACAGCCAAGGAGGACAUGUCAGACUGCAGCAGCUCUACUGACACUCUACAAACUCAACUGAAGCCACCUGAACAUAACAUUCCCACUCAAAUACCUGUUAAUCGCACAAGUGAUGUCACAGGAGACGCACAGACCAAAGACGCUGAUUCUGAUACUCAGGAUGAGGAAAACACCCUCACUAAUGAGACUCCAGCUCAAACAGAGCCUGGUACUGACCAGCGUGUUGUUAUAAACAAUGAUGAAGCUCUAAGAGAGGACAAAGAGAGAAAUGGUUGUGAGACUGGUGGUGUUCACAGUUAACACGCUAACGGAGGCACAUAGUCUUUCUCCCUUUACGGAUCUUGCCGGCUUUUGCUUCAUCAGGUCACAUGUGUCUUGCCAGGGAAAAAGCCCCAGGGCACAAACCCAAUACUGUAAAUCUAUGAGACAAUUCGCUGAUUUAGAGCAUGUGCAUUCUGUCUUAUGCAAUCACAGGACACUGUGCUUGCAAUAUAUGUUUUGUACGUUUUUGUAUCUCUGGAAGAUAUGACACAAACAUAAAAAAAA